Molecule: messenger RNA, 1483 nt
Organism: Sesamum indicum (sesame)
Lineage: Eukaryota; Viridiplantae; Streptophyta; Magnoliopsida; Lamiales; Pedaliaceae
Product: glyceraldehyde-3-phosphate dehydrogenase, cytosolic
Biological process (GO): glucose metabolic process; glycolytic process
Cellular component (GO): cytosol
Molecular function (GO): glyceraldehyde-3-phosphate dehydrogenase (NAD+) (phosphorylating) activity; NADP binding; NAD binding
Source: RefSeq, a predicted model, not a curated record
UUUUCAAAUAUAAAUACCCGCCCGCCCAACACUCUCCCACUUACCACAACGUUUUCUCUAUUCCUACUACACUAGCUCCCUCUCACCUCUCUACUCUCUCAUAUUUCUCCAGAUCUCUCAUUCAUAAUGGCCAAAAUCAAGAUCGGAAUUAACGGAUUCGGAAGGAUCGGACGUUUGGUGGCGAGAGUUGCUCUACAGAGUGAUGAUGUCGAACUUGUUGCUGUCAAUGAUCCAUUUAUUUCCACCGAUUACAUGACCUAUAUGUUCAAAUACGACAGUGUUCAUGGUCAAUGGAAAAAGCAUGAACUUAAGGUUAAGGAUUCAAAGACCCUUCUCUUUGGUGACAAGCCAGUGACUGUCUUUGGCGUCAGGAACCCAGAGGAGAUCCCAUGGGCUGAGGCUGGAGCUGACUAUGUAGUGGAGUCCACUGGUGUUUUUACCGACAAGGACAAGGCUGCUGCCCACUUGAAGGGAGGUGCAAAGAAGGUAGUAAUUUCUGCCCCAAGCAAGGAUGCCCCUAUGUUUGUUGUUGGUGUAAAUGAGAAGGAAUAUAAGCCCGACAUUAACAUUGUUUCUAAUGCUAGUUGCACUACCAACUGUCUAGCACCAUUGGCUAAGGUCCUCAAUGACAGGUUUGGUAUUGUUGAGGGGCUGAUGACCACUGUCCACUCCAUUACUGCAACACAGAAGACUGUUGAUGGUCCAUCGAUGAAGGACUGGAGAGGUGGAAGAGCUGCUUCAUUCAACAUCAUUCCCAGUAGCACUGGAGCUGCUAAGGCUGUUGGGAAAGUUCUUCCCUCUCUAAAUGGAAAGCUUACAGGGAUGGCUUUCCGUGUUCCUACUGUUGAUGUUUCAGUGGUCGACCUAACUGCAAGGCUUGAAAAGGCUGCCACAUAUGAUGAAAUUAAAGCUGCUAUCAAGGAGGAGUCUGAGACUAACAUGAAGGGAAUCUUGGGAUACACAGAAGAUGAUGUAGUGUCAACUGACUUUGUCGGUGAUUGCAGGUCUAGCAUCUUCGAUGCCAAGGCUGGAAUUGCACUAAAUGGCAACUUUGUGAAGGUUGUCUCUUGGUAUGACAAUGAAUGGGGUUACAGUAACCGUGUUGUUGACUUGAUCCGGCACAUGGCAAAGGUUGCAUGAGCGAUGCUUAUUGGAGAAUCCCUUCUUUCACCUGUUGUUCACUUUGGUUGCAACCUUGGUUUGGUUGUUUAGGAAUAACUGAACUGCUGAAGUUCUGAGGAUUUGUCUUAACUCUUCUUUUGCGGAAUUUUCUUCUUAACAUGUACUUCAGCUCCGAGUUUAAGAUUUAUUCUACUUUUUUGGACAAAAUUGGUUUUUCGGCAAUGCGUUUUCUUGUUUCAUGUCCAAUGACGGAAGGAUGACAAAAAUAGAAGUCAGUAGCAGGACUUGAAACAUUAAACGCCAAGAAACACCUCUGUGAAAUCACAAACUACAUACAAGGAAACGAGUUUCUUGGAGACCA